AACUGCUUAAAGAUUUGCUUUGCCAGCCAGAAUUAGAAAGUAGAAAACUCGAAACUCCAACUACUUCUCAUAUGGGUAUUGUCUCUCCUUCCUCCUUGCUUCCACUUUCGCAAACCAAAAAUAUCAUUUCUUCGUCUUCAACAUUUGCAUUUUCAACGCAAAUUAAGUUCCGUCUUGAUUUUAGGCGCAUCAUGAGCUCUGCUUCAAAGUCCCAAACCCAGUGUGUUUCUUCCUCAACGCUGUACCAGGUUCCGGGACUGGACCCCCUUGAAAUGGACAGCAUUGCGGAGAAGACUUUCGAAAGGUACUCAUCAAACACAGUGAAGAAUAAUGGAAAAGGGGUUUCCCUUGUUUGGUUUAGGAAUGAUCUGAGGGUGCUAGAUAAUGAGCCUUUGUUCAAGGCCUGGGUUUCUUCGGAGGCUAUUUUGCCUGUUUACUGCAUCGAUCCUCGUCUCUUUCAGACCACCACCUAUCACUUCGGUUUCCCUAAGACUGGAGCUUUGAGAGCACAAUUUAUCAUGGAAUGCUUGGGUGAUUUGAAGAAAAAUUUAAUGAAGAAGGGUCUCAAUCUUCUCAUUCAACAUGGGAAACCAGAGGACAUUCUUCCUAAGCUUGCAAGGGCUUUUGGAGCCCACACAGUGUAUGCUCAUAAAGAAACCUGCUCCGAGGAGCUUCAAGUUGAAAGAUCGGUCGCACGAAGUCUGAGACAGGUGGUGUUACCACCUACUCAAGGCAAUUCUAGCAGGUCAAGUUUAUCCCACAGCCCUAAGCUAGAACUUUCAUGGGGCGGCACUUUGUAUCACUUAGAUGACCUUCCAUUCAAUAUCAACAGUUUGCCAGAUGUAUAUACUCAGUUUCGUAAGUCUGUCGAAGCCAAAUGCACCAUCCGAGGUUGCAUCAAACUUCCGAAAUCACUUGGACCACCUCCUAGUAUUGAUGAUUGGGGAAUCAUUCCUUCAAUUGAGCAACUUGGACUUCAUUUGGAGAAGACUACAAAAGGAAUGAGAUUUAUGGGAGGUGAGGCUGCUGCAUUAGGCAGGGUUACAGAAUACUUCUGGAAGAAGGACUUGUUAAAAAUUUACAAGGAGACAAGGAAUGGGAUGUUAGGACCUGAUUACUCAACCAAGUUCUCUCCAUGGCUUGCUUCAGGAAGUCUCUCUCCUCGAUUCGUAUAUGAAGAGGUAAAGAGAUAUGAAAAGGAAAGGCAAGCAAAUGACUCCACAUACUGGGUGUUGUUUGAAUUGAUAUGGAGGGAUUACUUCCGGUUUGUUUCGAUAAAACAUGGGAAUUCGCUUUUCUAUUUAGGUGGCCCAAGAAAAGUGGAACAGAGGUGGCGUCAAGACCAAAAAUUGUUUGAGACCUGGAGAAAUGGCUGCACUGGCUACCCUCUAAUUGAUGCAAACAUGAAGGAACUAUCAGCCUCCGGAUUUAUGUCGAAUCGAGGCCGGCAGAUUGUAUGUUCCUUUCUUGUUCGAGACAUGGGAAUUGACUGGCGCAUGGGUGCAGAAUGGUUUGAGACAUGCCUUUUAGAUUACGAUCCAUGUUCGAACUAUGGAAACUGGACGUAUGGUGCAGGAGUUGGAAAUGAUCCCAGAGAAGAUCGGUAUUUCAGCAUCCCAAAGCAAGCGCAGACAUAUGAUCCAGAUGGGGAGUACGUAGCAUUUUGGUUACCAGAGCUUCUUCCUCUCCCCAGAGAAAAAAGGAAUUUUCCUGGAAAAUCAUAUAUUGCACAAGUUGUGCCUCUCAAAUUUGGGAACACUUCCACUCAAAGAAGCAAAUACGGUGGAAGGCAGUCCAGGUUGCAGAGUAGAUGAAUUUAAGGGGAAACACUUGUUUGCUUUGAAUCUUAUUCAAUUGAGAUAGCCUGAUGUUUCUCCCAUCCUAUAUGUGUUAUUUAAUACUAAUAUUUUUAUUUUACAAUUAAUUUUUUCAUCUAUUCAGAACGAUUGACCUUAGCUUUUUA
Molecule: messenger RNA, 1963 nt
Organism: Hibiscus syriacus
Lineage: Eukaryota; Viridiplantae; Streptophyta; Magnoliopsida; Malvales; Malvaceae
Product: cryptochrome DASH, chloroplastic/mitochondrial-like
Exons: 13
Coding region: 72-1814 (580 amino acids)
Biological process (GO): photoreactive repair
Molecular function (GO): DNA photolyase activity; DNA binding; FAD binding
Source: RefSeq, a predicted model, not a curated record